CCGGACCUCACCUCACCCCCCACCCCGCUGUGAGAUAUUGGCGGGGGCGGGGGGUGUCGGUGUGUGUUUUCAUUGAAUACUCUCUCCAUCUGGAUUCAUUAACUGAAUGAUUCCUGGUGGCUGUUGCGCCAAACUCUGCAACGUGUAAUAUCACGGAGGGUUCCUUUCAUGUGGAAAGAAUGCUGAAUGACCUCGAUUGCACUGAAUGUGUCAAAAUUGCAAAAGGCAUUUGCUUGUCUUCGGGUGAACACUCAGCGAUAGUGUGUUUACUUCCAGAUUGUCAAUGGCUGCGUUGUGAGGGGAUUGUCGUGCACCAUUCUGGAAGGUUUGCUGCAUCUGUCCAGGGAACAGUUGCAGUCGUUACAGCAGAUGGAAGAAUGAUUGUGGGAACCCUAAAAGGAUUUGACCAAACCAUCAACCUAAUUUUGGAUGAAAGUCAUGAGCGCGUAUUUAGUUCACAACAAGGCGUGGAACAAGUAGUACUUGGCUUGUACAUAGUAAGAGGAGACAAUGUAGCAGUGAUUGGUGAAAUAGAUGAAGAAACAGAUUCUGCAUUGGAUUUGGGAAACAUCAGAGCUGAACCUUUAAAUUCUGUGGUACACUGAAAGACUUAAGAACUGUGUGAAUGCAUGGCUGACAUUGGGAAGAUUAGAAAACUGAUACGUUCACAAUAGCUCAUGUCGGCAGUUUGAUGUUUGAAGAAAGCAAAUAUUUCGUAUUUGAAUAUUUUUAUGUAUUUGUAGUUUUGAAUAUUUACAUAUUUCUUAAAACUUGAUUGUAUUGAGUAUUUGAUGACAAAAAAUAAACUUGAAAUAUUAAGCUAAA
Messenger RNA from Chiloscyllium plagiosum (whitespotted bambooshark), 825 nucleotides. It is a transcript of the gene lsm8, whose product is annotated as LSM8 homolog, U6 small nuclear RNA associated. Gene Ontology annotation, molecular function: mRNA binding. The record is from RefSeq and is a predicted model, not a curated record. Gene Ontology annotation, biological process: mRNA splicing, via spliceosome. Lineage: Eukaryota; Metazoa; Chordata; Chondrichthyes; Orectolobiformes; Hemiscylliidae. Gene Ontology annotation, cellular component: precatalytic spliceosome; U4/U6 x U5 tri-snRNP complex; U6 snRNP.